GCUCCUCAAGUCCAUAAAAGUGCCACCUGGGUCGGAUCACUCAGCAAACUGACGGCAGAAUCCGCCGCUGGACCAGACUCAGUCCAGAUUCUGCUUCACGGCUGAAGAACACAGAACCGACAUGGGUUCGACAGUGGCUUUCUGCUGUGCCUCAGCGUUUCUGAUCCUGGGUUUCGGUUCGGCUGCCGAAGUGCAUGACUCGGUUGACAAAUACAACAUGGAGCAGCGUGAAGUCACCUUUGACCUUGAUGAAAUCAUGCAAGAGAUGCAAAAGCCAGAUUCUUUCAUGUUACAGAAAGAGUUGGACUUAUCAGAUCUGCUGAACGCUGAAGGAGACCUUGCAGUGAAGCAGCCAAUGUUUAUGCCGGACAGACCGGACGUCCCGGCGAGAUGCCCAGGAUGCCCUGAACGAGCAGCCGCCCCCCCUCGUGGACGUUUCGGACCCCGUUCUUUCCCUCCCAUAGAAGACCAUCGUGUUCAGUUUCCUCUUGCCAGACCUACUCCAGACAAUCUCCAGGCCAUCUGUCAACAUGCAGACUAUCGGCCCAAUUAUCCGGAGUCCUACUUUCCGGCCUCUGGAUUUGGGUACUUGAAAAGAGAAGCUGAUGCUGUCAACAAUGCUGAGUCCUGGUUUCGUGCUUGCUGCAAAGAGAACCAAACACAGAAUGAGGAAACGACACUCUGUUGCGCUAUUCAAGCUUGGGAGCUGUCCAUCCAAUCAUUCUGUGAGGAAAGCUCGAGCGUGAAGGAUCGACAGUACAAGUGCUGCAGACUGAGGGGCAGUGCCAGGGCGCAGUGUGUCAACCGUGAUGCUGUGAAUCCCAACUACGAGCCAACUACAGAGCUGCCUGUAGAUCCUGUUCCCUCUGCACUUGAAUUCACCUUCGACCCCGACUCAUGCGGCAGGACAUUGAUGACUCAGUUCAGUGUCAGAGCACACAGAGGACAGAAGAAGACGCCAAAAUCCACCACGAAAAUUGACAUCACCUUCCCUCCCGGACGCCCAACAGUAGAAUCCGUUCAGUCCCUUUGUGAGAACCAGAAGCUGCGUCCACGCUAUAGUGUCAAAUGUCUGCCAAAUACUGGCUAUGAAUAUCUGGCCCGACAGGCAAAGACCAUCAAUCGCUUAGAGAAGGGGUUCAAACAGUGUUGCAAAAAGAAGCAGGGCUCUCUGAAUUGUGCUGAGAAAAAGUGGAGGGACGAGCUUAACAGAUUUUGCUCCAAUAAGAAUGGCCCGAAGGCUGAUUUCCAGUGUUGUACAAGCGGUGAAGCAGCUGAUCGGCUCGAGUGUUUUCAGAAGAUUUCUCCCGACCCACUUUACAACAUGACUGCACCCACUGAGGAGGUGUCUCUGGCCAGCGUGUGUGUUGCCCGCAAGAUGGUCAGAAAAAUGUUUUUUAUCAAGAGCUUUGUGAACAAAUGCUGCCCCCUGUCUUCAGAAGAGCAGAACGGCUGCAUUAUUCAGGCGCUUGAAGAAAAGUCGAGUGACAUAUGUUCAGCGAAGAAAGUUCUUCCCCCUGCUGUCCGUCGAUGCUGCCGUUUGGCUCCUCAAGAGUCCCUGCAGUGCAUCUCUAACAGUCUCCUCGAUGCCGUCUCCAAGGCAAUGAAUGGCUUGGGCCAAAAAAAGAAAAAGAUAUGCCCUAUUUCCUAAUGUCAUGGCUUAUUGCUAUGGACUUUCCUGGCACUGCAGCGUUGGUAAACCUGCUGGACAUUUGACCUUUCACCACUGAAGACAAGCUUCGGUCCAUCUUUGUGUUUUUACUAUGCAACAUAGAAAUGUUUUUCAGCGCGCAACAUUGUAAUAUUGUGAGAACAUUAGUGUUAUUCAACAUAUUAUUGUCACAGAUUGCCAAACCGCACUGUGCUUGAGGCUGAACCACUGUUACUGGGUGAUAUACGUAUCAUUUAUUAAAAGGUCUUCUUUUGUAGUGAGUUGUGUCAUAAGCAUCAUUUAUAAAAGACACAUUUCAAUGAUUAAAUGUGCAUGAUUUAGUGAUGCCGCAUUUUCACUGACCAUGAUAUGCCACAAUACCUUAAUUUGUUGUAUUCAUUCAUAUAUUUUCAAAAGGGGUUGAUAUUCACAAGUGUAACUAAAAACUUUUGAACUUUUUGUGACAACAGAAUUGUAGAAUUGACCACUGGCAAGAUGCUGAUGAAUAAAAAGCAAAGUAU
This is a messenger RNA of Synchiropus splendidus (mandarinfish), 2172 nucleotides long. RefSeq names its product extracellular matrix protein 1-like. Gene Ontology annotation, biological process: signal transduction; regulation of bone mineralization. Lineage: Eukaryota; Metazoa; Chordata; Actinopteri; Syngnathiformes; Callionymidae. Gene Ontology annotation, cellular component: extracellular region. Bases 122 to 1651 code for a protein of 509 amino acids. The transcript is spliced from 10 exons. The record is from RefSeq and is a predicted model, not a curated record.